AAGUCUCGCGCAUAUUGGCAGCCACAGUGGGGUACAACCAAAGCAGACAGCGAGUGGAGCGACAAGAAGGGAGUCAGCGGCCCUGUGGCUGAGCUUAUCUGAGUUUCGAGCGACAGACGCGUCGAUUCUUAAAAUGACCAGAGGAAACCAACGUGAGCUUGCACGCCAGAAGCAUGCCAAAAAGCAGACUGAAAGCAGUAAAGGGAAGAGGGGCGAUGAUGGACUGUCUGCUGCUGCACGGAAGCAGAGGGAUGCAGAGAUAAUGCAACAGAAGCAGAAAAAGGCAGAUGAAGCAGGGAAAGGAAGCACAAAGGCCAAGUAAAGAAUGACAUCAGAGAUUGAGUCAACUCAGUGUUUCAAGAACAUCCCAUUUUCAGCAUUCUUCCUGAUAUUUAAGACAAUGGAUCUGUCAUUUUUGUCUAGACUCAAGAAUCUAGGAUCCUACAUUUUUUCCUAUGGCAAAUGACAUUGCUUGUUGGAUUCAUUAUUUUAACUUGGAGAAAUCAUGUCUGAGCAAGUUAGUGGUUGUCCCAUGUUGGUGCUGCAUGCAGUGAAGAAUCAGUGGUGUAGAGAGCAGGAGAAAGAUGAACAAUUCUUGGCACAAAGCAUCUAUGUAACAGUUGUGUAUUUUUGUACAAUAGUGUCCCCUGCUGGCUUCAAAUAAAGUGUAUCUUUUUAGUUCA
This is a messenger RNA of Monopterus albus (swamp eel), 683 nucleotides long. RefSeq names its product small EDRK-rich factor 2b (gene serf2b). Lineage: Eukaryota; Metazoa; Chordata; Actinopteri; Synbranchiformes; Synbranchidae. The transcript has 3 exons. The coding region runs from base 134 to 322 and encodes 62 amino acids. The record is from RefSeq and is a predicted model, not a curated record.